Olea europaea var. sylvestris is the source of this 2330-nucleotide messenger RNA. Its product is annotated as putative clathrin assembly protein At4g02650. Gene Ontology annotation, cellular component: clathrin-coated vesicle; clathrin-coated pit. The coding region runs from base 304 to 2052 and encodes 582 amino acids. The record is from RefSeq and is a predicted model, not a curated record. The transcript has 2 exons. Gene Ontology annotation, biological process: clathrin-dependent endocytosis; vesicle budding from membrane; clathrin coat assembly. Gene Ontology annotation, molecular function: SNARE binding; phosphatidylinositol-4,5-bisphosphate binding; 1-phosphatidylinositol binding. Lineage: Eukaryota; Viridiplantae; Streptophyta; Magnoliopsida; Lamiales; Oleaceae.
AGACAGAGAAAAAUGAGUUUUCGUGUGUGAGGAAGGAAAGGGAAAGAGAGUGUGUCUCCAAAAUUUAUUUUCCUGUCGAGAAAAUCCCAUAAAUUCAUCUGAACCACCCUUUUGAUCAUUCUUCAUAAUCUGCUAACUAAAAUCCAGAUCCUCAGAUUUUACAUUUGCAAAUGGAAACCCACAUAAAAUGUAAAAGAAAAUGCUACCUUUGUUGACCUCAAAUUUUGGACGGAUUCCUUGAUCAACAGAACGAGCCGUACAAUCAGGUAGGGUCGUACUGCUCGAGUUGAAGCCUUACAAUUCAUGGCUCCUAGCACGAUUAGAAAUGUUAUUGGAGCAGUGAAGGAUCAAACCAGCAUAGGCUUAGCCAAAGUCGGUAGGAGCUCCUUGUUGUCAGACCUCCAGGUAGCCAUUGUUAAGGCCACUAGGCAUGACGAAUACCCACCGAACGAGAAGCAUAUCAGAGAAAUUCUGACCUUAACGUGCUACUCGCGUCCAUAUGUAGGCGCAUGCGUUAGCACCAUUUCAAGGCGCAUGAGCAAAACAAAGAACUGGGUUGUGGCACUGAAGACAUUGGUGUUGAUCCAGAGGCUACUUACAGAAGGAGAUCCAGCCUUUGCAGAGGAGAUUUUCUUUGCGACGAGGCGUGGGACUCGUCUUCUCAACAUGUCUGGUUUUCGAGGAAGUUCUCGGUCGAACUCUUGGGAUUAUUCUGCGUUUAUCCGAGCAUAUGCAUUGUACCUGGACGAACAUCUUGAAUUCAAGAUGCAAGGCAAGCGGGGGACGCACACUGCAUUUGCCUACGAAGACGAGGAAAACGAGGUUGGCUGGAAAGCCGAGGGUGUGGGUGCAACACCAGUGUGCGAAAUGAAGAAUGAACGGAUAUUCUCAAGGAUUCAGCAUCUGAUGCAACUUCUUGAGAGAUUUUUAGCAUGCAGACCAGCAGGGGUUGCAAAAUUUAACAAGGUUGUAACUGUUUCUCUGUACCCUAUAGUAAAAGAGAGCUUUCAGCUAUAUUAUGAUAUAUCAGAAAUCAUCGGUAUUUUGAUCGAUCGGUUCAUGAAGCUUGAUAUCCCUGAUUCAGUAACAGUUUACGAGAUAUUCUGUCGAGUUUCAAAGGACUAUGAUCAGCUUGACGCUUUCUAUGUCUUGUGCAAGAGUGUUGGAGUAGCACAUUCUACAGAAUAUCCAGACAUUGGGAAAAUACCACCAAAGAAACUAGACGUCAUGGAUGAAUUCAUCAAAGAGAAAUCAAUAAUGGCACAAAAAAGGAGGAAUCAGAUCAUGGUACCAAGACCUGAACCAACUGUAGAAACCAAAGAGUCAAAACCCAAAGAGGACAUGAAUAGAAUUGAAGCCUUGCCAGCACCAGAAGAAUUUCUUGAAGAAACAGAUGAAGAAAAGAAAGACGAAGAGGUGACGAGUAAGGAGAAUAAUAAAACCCAAGAAGUAGGAGAUUUGUUGAACUUAGGUGAAGAUGCUCCAUCUACAGAAGAACCUGGGGACAAACUGGCUUUAGCCUUAUUUGAUAGCUAUCCAGCACCAACCAUUACGUGUACAGAAACUCCAUGGGAAGCCUUCAAAGAAUCAGACGAUUGGGAAGCAGAAUUGGUUCAGUCGGCCAGCAAGUUGUCGAACCAAAAGGCAUCACUUCCCUGGGGCUUCGACUCAUUGAUGCUUGAUGGUAUGGAUCAACAAGGGGCCAUAGCUCAGGCAGCAGCUUCUUCAGGUCUUAAAGCCACUGGAGAUGCAAGUAGCAUUGCAAUAGGUUCGACUGGAAGGCCGGCCAUGCUGGCAUUGCCAGCUCCACCACCAACUGGUGGAGCCACCAACUUGUCAACAAAUUCUGACCCUUUUGCAGCCUCACGAGCAAUAGCACCACCAUUGUAUGUUCAGAUGUUCGAGAUGGAAAAGAAACAGAAACUUUUAGUAGAAGAGCAAUUAAUGUGGCAACAGUACGCAAGAGAUGGACUGCAAGGACAAGUAGGAUUAGUUAACCCACAUCAAAAUCCAUAUCCAUACAUCAAAGGAGCUUACAUGAGAACCUACUGAAGAUGUACAGAUCUGUGGCAAAAUUCUCCAGGGGAAACCUUGAAACAGAUCUGUGGACACGAUGGGAAGUCAGAUCCUUCAAAGAUACUCUUUGUAGUAGUAGAAUCUAUAAACGUACUGAUACUAACAGAUUAUGGUGGUAGAAUGACAAUAGUGCAAUUUUAUCCUAAAGGAGAAGAGAAGAAAAAAUCGCAUUGAAAAUGCAUGAUGCAUAUUAUUUAAUAAAUUAUCAAACAGGAAGCAAAUUGACUAAGAAAAAUUUCACCCAGCAAUCAUUU